This is a messenger RNA of Saitoella complicata NRRL Y-17804, 702 nucleotides long. RefSeq lists its product as uncharacterized. The record is from RefSeq and is a predicted model, not a curated record. Lineage: Eukaryota; Fungi; Ascomycota; Saitoellomycetes; Saitoellales; Saitoellaceae. The transcript has a single exon. The coding region runs from base 230 to 637 and encodes 135 amino acids.
CGCGAGCCGCUCAUAGGAUAGACCACCCUCAAAAGCUCAGGAUGUCCGGUGCAUUGCUCCAGGCUCUCAUACUACAGAUCACGACUUCCUGUUGAUUCCGUCCGUUGACCCAUGGCUACGAACUCAACUAAUACCACAAUUGCCCAUUAUAAGGAGGAGAUCUCGAGAGUUUUGAUGGUUGCCACUGUUACGGCACCAGCAUGGAUGACCGCAGGACUUGUCUUAAUUGAUGUAUACCAUCAUCCGUCACGUUACGACCUUCAUAGCAAGCUUCAUCCUGUACCACUUCCUCCGCCGUGGAGUCACGCAGCUACGUGAGUCUUCCCUUGGAGAAAGACUCGGAGUGCACGAGCUUCACUCUAUGGUCAGUACUGGUUCAUCUGUCACUCUGCUGUACAACCUAUCAAUGAACAAGCGCAUGAGGGUGGUGUUGACGAGGACAUUGGCAGUGGUUGCUUUUGGAAUUCUCAACAUGGUUGGUAUUGAGCUUGCGUCAACUUUUACCGAUUCGUAUCUGGAAUUGUCCACGAACGUUACGAGGACCAGUGUCUCUGCACAGUCCUUGCUCUUCAAUACUUACAAUGUGACGAAUGGAGUCUAUACCGUGACACCCGGCAAUGAUGGCUCAUGCGACUAGCAGAUGUUUCGACUAGCUAUGAUGGACGAGACGAUCCCUCAGUCGAAUGGCAUCGCCCUUCCAGC